This is a messenger RNA of Colletotrichum aenigma, 1131 nucleotides long. RefSeq names its product Initiation-specific alpha-1,6-mannosyltransferase (gene OCH1-0-0). Gene Ontology annotation, cellular component: mannan polymerase complex. The transcript is spliced from 2 exons. Gene Ontology annotation, molecular function: alpha-1,6-mannosyltransferase activity. NCBI's taxonomy places the organism in Eukaryota, Fungi, Ascomycota, Sordariomycetes, Glomerellales, Glomerellaceae. The coding region runs from base 1 to 1131 and encodes 376 amino acids. The record is from RefSeq and is a predicted model, not a curated record. Gene Ontology annotation, biological process: protein N-linked glycosylation.
AUGCUUACCCCCAAGAGAGCCGUCGCCGCGGCCGCCUUCUUCCUAAUCGUCUUCUACUUAAUCUCCUCCUCCCACGACACAACAACCAUCUCCACGAAAGCUCCCGUCGCCGCCUCGAAUCAUGAUACGACAGACUCCUCAAAGACGUCACAUGCCUCCUCGAUCGACAGCAUGGAGCCCUCCUUCCCGAAGAAGGUGACUGGACAAAAGCCCAUGAUGGACAUGUCCAAGAUGUCGCUCGCCGACAAGCUGGCGUACCAAUACCCCUAUGACGUCGAGACGCGUUUCCCUGCCUACAUCUGGCAGACUUGGAAGUGGACGCCUGCCGAGGAGGAGUUCAGUUUCCGUGAACAGGAGGCGUCUUGGUCCGAGCAGCAUCCCGGCUUCGUCCACGAGGUUAUCACGGACAAGGUUGCUGUCAACCUGCUCCGUCUGCUCUACGCCUCUGUUCCCGAAGUCCUCGCCGCGUACGACGCUCUCCCUCUCCCCGUCCUCAAGGCCGACUUCUUCCGAUACCUGAUCCUGCUUGCGCGCGGCGGCAUCUACUCCGAUAUUGAUACCUAUGCUAUCCGGUCUGCUCUCGAGUGGGUUCCCGAGCGCAUCCCCCGGGAGAGCAUUGGUCUGGUCAUCGGCAUCGAGGCCGACCCUGACCGCCCCGACUGGAAGGACUGGUACAGCCGUCGCAUUCAGUUCUGCCAGUGGACCAUCCAGUCUAAGCCUGGCCACCCUGUGAUGCGCGAGAUCGUCACCCGCAUCACGCAGGAGACCCUGAAGCGCAAGAGAGCCGGCCUGCUUGAUAACAUUGUCGACAAGAACGUUGUCGAGUUUACGGGUCCGGCCGUCUGGACGGAUACCAUCUUCGACUAUUUCAACGACCCGCGCUUCUUCGACCUGAAGAACUCCAAGGGCCCUAUCGACUGGAGGAAUUUCACGGGCAUGGAAACUUCCAAGAAGGUCGGCGACGUGGUGGUCCUCCCCAUCACCAGCUUCAGCCCUGGUGUGCAGCAAAUGGGCGCCAGGGAUUAUGAUGAUCCUAUGGCAUUUGUCAAGCACGACUUUGAGGGCACAUGGAAGCCCGAGGAGCUCCGCCAUAUUGGCGAGCAGAACGAGGAGAAGGCCUCCUCCUCAUAA